Messenger RNA from Mauremys reevesii (Reeves's turtle), 991 nucleotides. Its product is annotated as glioma pathogenesis-related protein 1-like. The transcript is spliced from 6 exons. The record is from RefSeq and is a predicted model, not a curated record. The coding region runs from base 142 to 945 and encodes 267 amino acids. Gene Ontology annotation, cellular component: extracellular region. Lineage: Eukaryota; Metazoa; Chordata; Testudines; Geoemydidae.
AGAUUCUCUCUGUGACCGUUGCAGAGACCGUCGCAGCGCGAGCGCGCCUGGGGAGCCGUUUGAGAACUGGACUGGGGCCGCGCCAGGCGCCGGGCAGAGGCCGCCUGUGACUGCAGCCUCGCUCGGAGCGGCGGCGGCGCCAUGCGGCUCUGGCUGCUGGCCGUGCUGGGGCUGGGAGUGCUGGCGGGUAUGUGCGGCGCACAGCGCGGGAGGGCCAGGCCGGUCCUGCCCAUCAUCACCAACAAGACGUUCAUCGACGCCUGCGUCCGGGAGCACAACAAGCACCGCACCGCCGUCCGGCCCGCUGCCGCCAACAUGCUCUACAUGACUUGGGAUGCAGCUUUAGCACGGACUGCGAGGGCAUGGGCAAAAAAAUGCCUUUUUGAACAUAGUCCGUAUUUAAUGGAAAAAUAUAUGUCCCAUCCUCAUUAUGGGCAUGUUGGAGAAAAUAUCUGGACUGGACCUUACGGGUUAUUUAGUGUCCCUGAAGCCAUCAAAUUAUGGACCGACGAAGUCCAGCACUACAAUCUUCAGACUAACAAGUGUACUAAAACAUGUGGUCAUUAUACUCAGGUUGUUUGGGAUAAUUCUCAUAAGGUGGGCUGUGCUGUUGCUUUUUGUCGUAUAGCUGCCGGAAUAAGAGAUGCGGCACAUUUUAUAUGCAACUAUGUACCAAGCGGCAAUUACCCAAGAAAACCUUAUAAAGCAGGAUCAUCAUGUAGUCUGUGCUCAAAAGAGGACACCUGUGUGGACAACCUAUGUAGAAAUCCAAAACGUGAUAAAAUUAUACGUUACACAAGAUGGUAUCCACCCUGGGAGAAUAGGAUCGUAUGUGACGAGUCCUGUAUUGCUGUUGUGGUUUUAAGACCAGCACUGAUGUUAUUGGCUUCUCUAGUUGUUUUUCUUAUGCAGAAGCGUUAUUCAAAUAUGAGUAUAUCUAAAUAAUCUAUUUGCAAUAUAUAUUUCAUGAAAAGUUAUGACAAGUCCUUAA